UCGGGAAGCUGCCCACCUGGCAGGACAAGUGUGGCGAUGCCACCAACGUGCCCGAGAGCGUGAUGUCUAUGAUUGAGGGUCUUCGCACCCCAGUGUCCAUCACCCCCCAGGCCUCCCCCAUCUCCCAGAGACACAGUAGGAGCAACUCCAUAUUCCGGGACACAGUUCCACCCCUGCCCCGGCACUGAAGGCUCAGACCAGCCCAUUGGCCAGUAUGUUCACGCAGGACACACCCACAACAAACUCAGUCACCAGAGAGACUGAGAGUGGCACAGACUACAGGGACAAUGGAGGGGAGGAGAGUGGCGGUCUAGGUCCCAGGUCAGUGUCUGUGGCCACAGGACUCAACAACAUUGUGAAGAGACCCAGGGUCCGCACCAUCUUCCCCCACACCUCUGGGACCAACUCUACGCUGCUCAGCUUUGACGAGGGAGACAUCAUCACCCUGCUCAUACCUGAUGAGAGGGACGGAUGGCUCUACGGAGAACUGGAGAAAACCAGGCAGAGGGGAUGGUUUCCAUCAUCCUAUUGCCGGGCAUAUUCAGAGCCAAUAGUGAAUAACAACAGUGUGGGGGCUCCUCCCAUGCGCAGUAAGAGCGUGGUGAACCUGCUCCACCAGGACACAGAGACAGAUGAUUCCUCCAUGGUCCUCCCCCCUCCUGACUACAGCGACUUCCCCAAGAGGAGUGUCCUCCCGGGCAGCAAGCAGCACUCGCCCUCCCUCUCCACCUCCUCCGGGUCUUCUGUACACACGGGAACCCAACUUAAUGGGUUUGGGAAGACGCCUCUUUUCCUUGGGUAAGUCAUGCAUCAUGAAGAUAAUAUUAACACAUCUAUCUUAAACUCACAAUAGCGUGUGGACACGCAAUCUUUCUUUCAAAUAGUCAGUCAUAUACUCUACCCACAAUGUAGUCCACAUACAGAGCGCAAGGGUUCUAUUUUUGGCGCUAAGGAGGCGCAAGUGUCAAAUGCACGUUCAUUUGCAAUUUCGUCAUGUAAAAGCAGGUACACUGGCAUUUUCCAGCCCUAACGCCAAGUUCAGCAAUUUACCUGUCUACCAUCAGCUCCCUUACACUGAAGUGGGAGGGGUUACAAUUUUAGAGGUGUGUCCUUAAAAACAAGUUCAAAAGUGACAAUUUUCAUAUAGCACUAAUGGGAAGUUUUAAGAUUCCCAAAAAGCAGGUCUUAACAGUAACACAGAUGAUAAUGGCAGAGAUUUUGAAAGUGGAAGCACAGCCUAUCCAACCAUGACACAGAGAGUGGAAGCACAGCCUAUCCAACCAUGACACAGAGAGUGGAAGCACAGCCUAUCUAACCAUGACACAGAGAGUGGAAGCACAGCCUAUCCAACCAUGACACAGAGAGUGGAAGCACAGCCUAUCCAACCAUGACACAGAGAGUGGAAGCACAGCCUAUCUAACCAUGACACAGAGAGUGGAAGCACAGCCUAUCCAACCAUGACACACAGAGUGGAAGCACAGCCUAUCCAACCAUGACACACAGAGUGGAAGCACAGCCUAUCCAACCAUGACACAGAGUGGAAGCACAGCCUAUCCAACCAUGACACAGAGUGGAAGCACAGCCUAUCCAACCAUGACACAGAGUGGAAGCACAGCCUAUCCAACCAUGACACAGAGUGGAAGCGCAGCCUAUCCAACCAUGA
Oncorhynchus gorbuscha (pink salmon) is the source of this 1663-nucleotide messenger RNA. Its product is annotated as brain-specific angiogenesis inhibitor 1-associated protein 2-like protein 1. The coding region runs from base 215 to 802 and encodes 195 amino acids. The transcript has 6 exons. Lineage: Eukaryota; Metazoa; Chordata; Actinopteri; Salmoniformes; Salmonidae. Gene Ontology annotation, cellular component: cytosol; nucleoplasm. Gene Ontology annotation, molecular function: protein binding. The record is from RefSeq and is a predicted model, not a curated record. Gene Ontology annotation, biological process: positive regulation of actin filament polymerization; actin filament bundle assembly; actin crosslink formation.